AUGUCCACAUCAACGGCCUCAGACCGCUACAAGCUAGUCUUCUUCGUCCCUACUGAAAACGCAGAAACCUGCAAAGAAGCCAUCUUUGCAACAGGCGCAGGGUCAUUUCCCGGUGGGAAAUAUACCAAAUGUUGUUUUCAGACUGUUGGAACAGGCCAAUUCUUGCCAAACGAAGGUGCAGACCCAGCGGUCGGAGCUGUGGGUGCUUUGGAACGGUGCGAAGAGGCCAGGGUUGAGGUUAUGUGUCUUGGUCGGGAUGUUAUGCUGAAGGCAGUGAAUGCUUUGAUCGAGGCACAUCCGUACGAGGAGGUUGCGUAUGAGGUUUAUAAGAUGGAGAAUGUUUAG
This is a messenger RNA of Penicillium soppii, 345 nucleotides long. RefSeq lists its product as uncharacterized. The transcript has a single exon. The record is from RefSeq and is a predicted model, not a curated record. The coding region runs from base 1 to 345 and encodes 114 amino acids. NCBI's taxonomy places the organism in Eukaryota, Fungi, Ascomycota, Eurotiomycetes, Eurotiales, Aspergillaceae.